Molecule: messenger RNA, 5960 nt
Organism: Scophthalmus maximus (turbot)
Lineage: Eukaryota; Metazoa; Chordata; Actinopteri; Pleuronectiformes; Scophthalmidae
Gene: nedd4l
Product: NEDD4 like E3 ubiquitin protein ligase
Exons: 28
Coding region: 144-4052 (1302 amino acids)
Biological process (GO): regulation of dendrite morphogenesis; ubiquitin-dependent protein catabolic process
Molecular function (GO): ubiquitin protein ligase activity; protein binding; sodium channel inhibitor activity
Source: RefSeq, a predicted model, not a curated record
GGGGAUCAGUCAUCUAGCCAGCCAAAGGAGAGAAGUAGGCGACACUAAGAGUCAGAGACGGCAGCCAGAGGAGAGAGGAGGAACCAAAGAUCCAGUCAGAGAGAAAGUGAGACGGACCGCGAGUUUUGGGACGCGAGGUGAAAAUGGCACAACGUUUGCGUUUGUACUUUGGCUCAGGCCGCAGUAACACAGCCCCGGAAAUACUGGAAGGCGACUGUGAGGAGCAGCAGGGAGACAAUGACGUGGUCAGGGCGCCCAGCGCGCCGCCAGAAUCUGGGCCCUCUCAGGAGCACGCUGCACGGCACGCACCACCGAGGGCUUUUGGUUUACACUCGGAGCCUUUGCUUAAACGCAGCUCUUCCAUGUUUAUACCUCAGCUUGCCGCCUACACUGACCCACGGCCUACUAAGAGCUCCUCUAUGCAAAUCUCCCUGCAGCGUUCAAAUGGAUCAAGUAAUGGCGAUUCCAUUGGCCAUGCUGACGAUGUCCCGCCACCUUGUUAUACUCCCCCAGGACCUGCACCUGCCUAUACUGAACCACAGAUCCGAACAGAUGUUCCUCAACAUCCUCCUCCUCCGUACUGCUGCCCAGAUUCUUUAAACUCACGAACUUUUCUGACAGAGCCCAACCUGCCGAAACGCAGAGUCUUUAGUAUUGGUUCAAAUGGGCAUACUGGACAACCUGGCAUCAGUGUUGGUGGAAUUUGUAUCCGGAGAAACUCUCCCGAUGGUUCUGAUGUCCAGCAUUUCAGAAUCCUUCCGUAUGGUGGUACUAGCUGGUCCGUCCAGCAGCAGAGCUUGGACCACGGCUCUGGCGUUAACGGUGGAGCACAGAGACUAGUGUUUCAGCUCCAGCAAAAUCAGGACCAGGAUCAGAGCCAGGACAGGCAGCAGGCUGCUGCAUCACAGGAAGAAUGCACUGAUGUUGGCUUUGCCAGCUCAAGAGGUAGCCGUAUGGUGCGUUACCCCAAAAUUCGACUGGAGAGAAGCUCAUCUUAUCAGAGGCUGUUGCCGGAGAAUCAACAUCAGAAAGCUGGCGCAGAUAGCCAAGUUAUCGAGGAGACACAGACCGACAUGGAGACACCGAGAAUGGAAGCAAGAAACAGAUCCAAUGGUUGCACUUUCAAAAUCAGUGGAGAUACCCCUCGAAGGCAGCCUCAUUUCAAGAUAUACUUCACCUCGGGUGGAGGUGGAGAUCAGGAUGUGAGCCUUGGCAAUGAUUUAUCAAGGAAUAAUCCCAAGGCUUCUACCAAGAAUGGGCUUUUCCAUCUCGGACAGACCAGAGAUGAUUUCCUGGGUCAGGUGGAUGUUCCACUCAGUCAUCUGCCGACAGAGGACCCGGCGAUGGAGCGUCCCUACACGUUUAAAGACUUCCUCUUGCGGCCCAGAAGGUCAGUUUCUACAAGUCACAAGUCCAGGGUGAAGGGUUACCUGCGUCUGAAGAUGGCCUAUCUGCCCAAACAAGGAGGUCACGAGGAGGAGGCCGGAGAAAUGAGGGAGGAGGCUGAGGGAUGGGACGAGUCUGCGGACUCAGGCUCCCAGCGACCACAGCAGCUGCUGCCCCCAUUGCCCCCAGGCUGGGAAGAGAAGGUGGACAACCUGGGACGCACAUACUUUGUCAACCAUAACAACCGCUAUACACAGUGGAAACGGCCAUCCACCAUGGAUGUGAUUUCAGAGACCGAGAACGACAAUCAGCAGCGGCAGAUCCAUCAGGAAGCACACCGCGUUUUCCGAUCAAGACGCCACAUCAGUGAAGACCUAGAGAAUGAACAGAUGGAGCCAAUGGACUUGGACAACGCAUGGGAGCUCAUCACAGAAGAAGAUCCUAGCGACAGCUCGCCCCCGUCGCUGCCGGGCACCUCCUCCUCGUCCAUCUCGACAGCGCAGCAACCACCAACACCUGUCACCCAGGAGUUUUCAGAAGAUCUGAAUCUGAGGCUGUCGCUCACUGCCGAGACCAACGGCGAAGUGCCGGGGCCAAGCUCGGCUGUUCUGAGCCAGCUGUCAAACAGACUCCGCUCCUCUAGUAUGACAGAUGGCGUCAGUGAACAGGCCCAGGCUCCUCCUCUUACGCAGAGUUCCCAGACCAGAAGAACAAGAGCUCAAACAGUCUCAGGUGGUGAGGAGCCUAUGUCUCCCUCGGCGACUGCUUACACCUUGACCACCCCUGGCCUGCCCCCUGGAUGGGAGGAGAGGAAGGACGCCAAGGGAAGAACUUAUUACGUCAACCAUAACAGCCGCACCACAACCUGGACUAGGCCAAUUGUGCAGCUGACUGAAGACGGAGCCAGCACGUCAGCAGCAGCAGCAGCAGCAGCAGCAUCAUCAGCAGCAGCAGCAGCAGCAUCGACAUCAGCAUCAGGAGGAGCCUUGUCCCUGGCACCCCCACCCACCCCCUCCUCCUCUUCUAGUGCCUCCAACAACCACCUCCAUGAGCCCCAAGUCCGACGACCUCGUAGCCUCAGCUCCCCUACCGUCACCCUUUCCACCCCCUUAGAGGGAGCCAACAAUAUCCAGGUACGGAGGGCUGUGAAGGACACACUCUCCAAUCCCCAGUCUCCCCAACCGUCUCCCUACAGUUCCCCCAAGUCACAGCACAAGGGACAGCAGAGUUUCCUGCCCCCGGGCUGGGAGAUGAGGAUAGCCCCCAACGGACGGCCCUUCUUCAUCGACCACAACAGCAGAGCAACCACAUGGGAGGAUCCCAGGUUGAAAUACCCAGUUCAUAUGAGGCAUAAGAACUCAAUGGAGCCUGGUGACCUCGGUCCUCUUCCUCCUGGAUGGGAAGAAAGAAUUCACUCAGACGGACGCACUUUCUACAUUGACCACAAUACAAAAAACACACAGUGGGAGGACCCUCGUCUGCAGAGUCCAGCCAUCACGGGACCUGCUGUUCCCUACUCCAGAGAGUUCAAGCAGAAAUACGACUACUUCAGGAAGAAACUGAAGAAACCUGCUGACAUCCCCAACCGAUUCGAAAUGAAGCUGCACAGGAACAACAUCUUCGAAGAGUCGUACCGUCGCAUCAUGUCCCUGAAGAGGCCAGAUGUUCUGAAGGCGCGGCUGUGGAUCGAGUUUGAGUCGGAGAAGGGAUUGGACUACGGCGGUGUGGCCAGAGAGUGGUUCUUCCUCUUAUCCAAGGAGAUGUUCAACCCUUACUACGGCCUGUUCGAAUACUCUGCCACGGACAACUACACUCUCCAAAUCAACCCCAACUCUGGCCUGUGCAACGAGGACCACCUCUCUUAUUUCAAGUUCAUCGGCCGCGUGGCAGGAAUGGCUGUGUUCCAUGGAAAGCUGCUAGAUGGUUUUUUCAUCCGUCCGUUUUACAAGAUGAUGCUGGGAAAACAGAUCUCCCUUAAAGACAUGGAGUCUGUGGACAGUGAAUACUACAACUCUCUUAAGUGGAUUCUGGAGAAUGAUCCAACUGAGCUGGACCUGAGGUUUUGUAUUGAUGAGGACAACUUUGGACAGACAUACCAGGUCGACCUGAAGCCCAGCGGCUCAGACAUGGUGGUCACCAACGACAACAAAAAGGAAUACAUCGACCUGGUCAUCCAGUGGAGGUUUGUCAACCGGGUCCAGAAGCAGAUGAACGCCUUCCUGGAGGGAUUCACUGAGCUCAUUCUCAUAGAUCUUAUCAAGAUCUUUGAUGAAAACGAACUGGAGCUGCUCAUGUGUGGUCUGGGCGACGUCGAUGUCAACGACUGGAGACAACACACUGUUUACAAGAAUGGAUACUGCCCCAACCAUCCUGUCAUACAGUGGUUCUGGAAGGUCGUCCUGUUGAUGGAUGCUGAAAAGAGAAUCCGACUGCUCCAGUUUGUGACAGGAACAUCUCGAGUACCAAUGAACGGCUUUGCUGAGCUUUAUGGUUCUAAUGGUCCUCAGCUGUUCACAAUUGAGCAGUGGGGAACACCUGAAAAGUUGCCAAGAGCUCACACAUGUUUCAACCGCUUGGAUCUGCCAACCUACGAAUCAUUCGAGGACCUGAGAGAGAAACUCCUCAUGGCUGUGGAGAACGCGCAGGGCUUCGAGGGCGUCGACUAAACCCGAGUGAAUUCCACCGACCAUCGAUGAAAAUGAAAAAACAAAAAAGCCACGGGGAUAGAUCAAACCAGCUGCCGUAGCAGUUCUGUGCAAGCAUGUUGUACUGUAACGCCUGACUGUGAGCCACCAACACGGCACAGUGGUUUGAGAACUGUACAGCGACUUGUCGAGCCAACAUGCCUACGUCUUUAUAUCUCACUCCUUAAAGGUGCUGUGGGGGGGGGAACGGCGGCGCUGCACUGUCGAAUGAUGAAAUCUGACAUCCACAGGCAUAAGUGAUGAAUGACGAGACCUGGCCUCUGACCCGCCACUUCUUUCCUCCUCUACCCCUUGUUCUGUGAAAAUCUACAGUGCUGGAGAACACUAAUGCAUUUCAAUAGCUCCUGUAUGUCACGAUAGCACAGUAUUCGAGCAGCGGUGAGGGUCUUAGCACGGCCUUAAUCUGGCUCCUACUUGCACUAUUUCUUGGAGAAACUACAAUGGCACGGUGAUCACGGCUCUGUAAAAAAUCCUUAGACCAACACCAGAUUACCUUAGGAAUGCUAGCCAGUCACAUUUCAGGAAAUCGGCCACCUACCCCCUAACCCCCCCGUAGAGCCUUGUGUAUGAUGUGUUAUCGGAAAACUGCCGCUGCAGCCUUUUGUAGACUUAUAUUUUCCUUUCUUUUCUUUUCUUUUUCUAAACCACUGGUGAGGAUUCAAGAGCCGGGGGAUGACAUAAUCCCCAAAGAUUUUUCGUUCUUGCAGGGAAUUACUCUCAACGUAUUUGUACUGACAAACAAUGUUGUUUACUAUUUUGAAACAUUCUAUAUGACAUGGUGUGUGAAGUGUCAAUCUGGCUCGUCUGGGAAAUGAUUCAUCCAUAUCAUUUGUUAUGGUGAUAGCAAAUGUGUUGAAUAAAAUGUUUUUUUUAUUGUAGUGCUAUGGAAGCAGCAUGAAACUGUAUCUUGUGUUUGCUUUGACUACAUAGUAAAUUGAACGUGUAAUCGAGGAGGGGCGGGGGCUGGGGCUAGUUUCUCGGACACAUGAUUAUAUUAAUAUUCUCAAGCCUGUUGCUGUUCAUAAUGCUGUAAAUUGUUCUUGGAAAAGAAAAAAUACCAUUUUAAAUUCUGUCAUGAUAUAUAAAUAUAUGUAUGUAUUACAUUUAACAGAAGUAUUACUGAUCAACAACUCUAAAAUGAAGCUGUGUGUGUGUGUGUGUGUGUGUGUGCGUGCGUGCGUGCGUGCGUGCGUGCGUGUGUGUGUGCGCGUGUGCGCGUGUGUGCACGUGUGUGUGUGUGUGCGCGCGCGUGUGUGUGUGCGUGCGUGCGUGCGUGCGUGCGUGCGUGCGUGCGUGUGUGCGUGCGUGCGUGCGUGCGUGCGUGCGCGCACGCGUGCGCUUGAGAGAAAAGCUGUGAUUGCCACUGAAUAUAAAGCAGCACGUUUCUUACAAAGAAAAAAGUUUUUCUUUUUUGUUUUCUUUCUCUCCUUUUUCUAACACCGUUGAACCUAAAGGGCACUUUAUAGAUCACUCUGAGGUCAUGUCACCAAUUGUAUGUCUUGUCACUAACUUGAAUGUGAUUCUUCCCCCCCCCCCCCAUUCAAAGCAUGUACCUGGUGCAAUAUAAAUAUUCUGUAAAUCUGGGCUGCUGCUAAAGUAGAAAAAGUUGACCGGAGUGAAGCUGCGACUUCACACUCUUUAGUAUUCUCGUUUGAUCGCUUCUUCUUUUCUCUACCUGUUCCUCCUUUGUGUUUCCUCCCUCCUCCAGUGAGCCCAUCCUCUCAUACUGACUGUAAAGAUUAGUGGGUUUUCUUUUCUUUCUUUUUUUACUAAAUGAUGCAAAAUAUCACUUUUGUUAAAGAUUCCACCACUCUCUGCAACUCUUUGUGGUUCAUUCAGCUUCCGUCAAAUAAAAAAUGAGAAUUCUCA